Balearica regulorum gibbericeps (East African grey crowned-crane) is the source of this 2414-nucleotide messenger RNA. RefSeq names its product neurofilament medium chain (gene NEFM). Gene Ontology annotation, biological process: axon development; intermediate filament bundle assembly. Lineage: Eukaryota; Metazoa; Chordata; Aves; Gruiformes; Gruidae. Gene Ontology annotation, cellular component: axon; neurofilament. Gene Ontology annotation, molecular function: structural constituent of postsynaptic intermediate filament cytoskeleton. The record is from RefSeq and is a predicted model, not a curated record.
GCGUCCCACGCCACUGUGGAGAGGAAGGACUACCUGAAGACCGACCUGACCACGGCGCUGAAGGAGAUCCGCGCCCAGCUGGAGUGUCAGUCCGACCACAACAUGCACCAGGCCGAGGAGUGGUUCAAGUGCCGCUACGCCAAGCUGACGGAGGCGGCCGAGCAGAACAAGGAGGCCAUCCGCUCCGCCAAGGAGGAGAUCGCCGAGUACCGCCGGCAGCUGCAGUCCAAGAGCAUCGAGCUGGAGUCGGUGCGUGGCACCAAGGAGUCGCUGGAAAGGCAGCUCAGCGACAUCGAGGAGCGUCACAACAACGAUCUCACCACCUACCAGGACACGAUCCAUCAGCUGGAGAACGAGCUUAGAGGAACAAAGUGGGAAAUGGCACGUCACUUGAGGGAAUACCAGGACCUCCUCAAUGUCAAGAUGGCCCUGGAUAUUGAAAUUGCUGCAUACAGGAAGCUACUGGAGGGUGAAGAGACAAGAUUCAGUGCCUUCUCAGGAAGCAUCACUGGACCCAUAUUCACACACAGGCAACCAUCUGUCACAAUAGCAUCCACUAAAAUUCAGAAGACAAAAAUCGAACCACCAAAGCUGAAGGUCCAGCACAAGUUCGUAGAAGAAAUCAUUGAAGAGACAAAAGUAGAGGAUGAGAAGUCUGAAAUGGAAGAUGCCCUAGCAGCCAUUGCAGAAGAAAUGGCAGCCAAGGCCCAGGAAGAAGAAAAGGAGGAAGGAAAAGCAGAAGAAGCUGUAGAGGAAGAAACUGUUUCUGAGAAGGCUGCUGCAGAACAAGCAGCUGCACCUGAGGAAGAGGAGAAGGAGGAAGAGGAAGCAGAGGAGGAAGAAGCCGCAAAAUCUGAUGCUGCAGAAGAAGGAGGUUCUGAAAAAGAAGAAAUAGAGGAGAAGGAAGAAGGAGAGGAGGCUGAAGAAGAGGCGGGAGAAGCUGAGGCCAAGGGCAAAGCUGAAGAGGUAGCAGCAAAGGUAGAGAAGGUCAAAACACCUCCCUCAAAGUCACCCCCUAAAUCCCCCCCGAAGUCCCCUGUCACAGAGCCGGCCAAGGCUGUCCAGAAGGAAACGGCUGCAGAAGCAGGAAAAGAACAGAAGGUGGAGAAGGGUGGUGAGAAACCAGCCAAGGAGGAGGAGAAAGCCCCAUCUCCGGAGAAUUCGGCGACACCAAAGGUAACCUCUCCAGACAAGGCAGCAGCAACCCCGGAGAAGCCUGCGACACCAGAGAAGCCUCCAACCCCGGAGAAAGCGGCAACCCCGGAGAAGCCAGCAACCCCAGAAAAGCCCCGCUCUCCGGAAAAGCCGGCGACCCCGGAAAAGCCGGCAAGCCCAGAAAAGCCCCGUUCUCCAGAGAAGCCGGCAACCCCGGAGAAGCCCCGCUCUCCAGAGAAGCCAGCUUCCCCGGCCAAAGAUGAAAAGGCUGUGGUGGAGGAGACCGUCACCGUCACAAAGGUAACAAAAAUUAGUGCAGAGGUAGAGAAGGAGUCCAGGAAAGAAGAUAUUGCAGUGAAUGGUGAGGUGGAGGAGAAAAAGGAAGAGUCCAAAGAGAAGGAGGUUGAGGAGGAAGACAAGGGAGUUGUCACCAAUGGCCUAGAUGUGAGCCCAACCGAUGAUAAGGGUGAGAAAAUUGUAGUAACCAAAAAAGCAGAGAAAAUCACUGGUGAAGGUGGGGACAGUACGACCACGUAUAUCACAAAGUCAGUGACAGUCACUCAGAAGGUAGAGGAACACGAAGAAAGCUUUGAGGAGAAAUUAGUGUCCACCAAGAAAGUGGAGAAAGUUACUUCACAUGCUGUAGUAAAAGAGAUUAAAGAGACCGAAUAAAAUAAAUCAUAGCUAAAUUAAAAAAAAAAUUAAUUAAAGAGCUUGGGUUGGUGCAAAAGGUUAAGCCAUAUGACAACUGCAAAAUGCAUGUGAGUGACGGCUUCAAAGCAGAACGGGUUCUCUCAUGGAGGCUCCAGACACACAGUAUUUUACUUUUUUGUGCAAUAUAGGGGAGGGGGGGGGAAUGCAUGCAGGCUCAAGAUGUGCUCCCUCCACAGAGCUUGGGGAUCUAAAACAAAUACUACUACUAAUAGUGCAUGAGAUGAAAUGUGCAAAGGAAGCUUUCUGAUUUUCCUGAGCUGUUGGAGGGACAUAUCUGAGGGAUGACUUAAGAUGUAUUAUGCAAAGAACCAACUGAGCCAAAACCAAACAGAAAACAGUAAUAGAAUAUUCAUGAGAACCAGAACUCUCCUAGCCUUAAAAAAUAAAAAAGCUACUUAUAAAUAAUUAUGUUUACCUCACUGGUGCAAUUAGGGUGGACUUUUGCUCAUGGGAGAACCUAGUUGACAUGCACAGUACGCAACCUUUUGUUGUUUGAUGUAAAACAGUCACAGCAGUUCUUGCUCAAUAAAGGUCAAUACUGAAAA